Nicotiana tabacum (common tobacco) is the source of this 1390-nucleotide messenger RNA. NCBI's taxonomy places the organism in Eukaryota, Viridiplantae, Streptophyta, Magnoliopsida, Solanales, Solanaceae. The record is from RefSeq and is a predicted model, not a curated record.
CGGAGUCCAACAAGUUUCAAACAAAAGUAACAAGAAUCGAGCUUAGCAGAGUUCCGUCCGACACAUUUUUUGAAACAGAAAGUUGAGACAACUCUCCCUCUUCUUUUCACCACUCUCUCUCUCUCUCUCUCUCUGCUGACUGCUGUGGACUGUGGUGGUGUGAAAGAAAUGGAAGCAAUCAAAAAACAAGCUACUAAGCUCAGAGAACAAGUUGCCAAACAACAACAGGCUGUCUUCAAACAAUUUGCUAGUGGACUAGGUGGCCAAGAUAAUAGUGUUACUGAUGAAGUAGAGUUGCAACAGCAUCAAAAACUUGAGAAGCUGUACAUUUCUACUCGUGCUGGCAAGCACUUCCAAAGAGAUAUUGUCCGAGGUGUUGAAGGCUACAUCAUCAGUGGCUCAAAGCAAAUUGAAAUUGGUACUAGGUUGGCAGAAGAUAGCCGAAAAUAUGGGGCUGAAAACACAUGUACAAGUGGCAAUACGUUAUCUAAAGCAGCAUUAAGUUAUAGUAGGGCUCAAGCUGAAAUUGAGAAGGAACGUGAGGAUCUAUUGAAAGCCCUUGGGACACAGGUCGCUGAGCCUUUAAGAGCAAUGGUUGUGGGAGCUCCACUGGAGGAUGCUCGACAACUUGCUCAGCGUUAUGAUAGAGUUAGGCAGGAAGCUGAAGCUCAGGCUAUCGAAGUUUCCAGACGGCAGGCUAAAUUGAGGGAAUCCAAUGGUAAUCCUGAAAGUGCAUCAAAGCUGGAAGCUGCUGAAGCAAAACUUAAGGACCUAAAGUCAAACAUGGCUACUUUGGGAAAAGAAGCUUUUGCUGCCAUGACUGCUGUUGAAGCUCAACAACAGAGGUUAACACUCCAACGGCUCGUAGCCAUGGUUGAGGCACAACGUCAUUAUCAUCAGCGAGUUCUGCAAAUCCUUGAUCAGCUUGAGGCAGAGAUGAUGUCAGAGCGUCAAAGAAUUGAAGCAUCUCCUAGUUAUAAUCCGAUGCCUCCUCCCCCAGCUUAUACUGAAGUUAAUGGUGGACUUGCUUCUCAGUCAUAUGAUGGAUCCAUAGAUGGGAAAACUUAUUUCUUGGCAGAGGUCGUACACCCAUAUGAAGCUGAGUCAGCUGUAGAGCUCACAUUAUCAGUUGGUGACUAUGUAGUUGUUCGAAAAGUGUCAAACAAUGGCUGGGCUGAAGGUGAGUGCAAGGGGAAUGCAGGUUGGUUCCCAUUUGGGUAUGUAGAAAGACGAGAACGCAUUCUUGCAACCAAGGUAGCUGAAGUUUUCUAAAUGCUGCCAUGUUGCAAGUUUGACAUUUGUGACUAUGUAUGCACUUGAAUCUCUGACUGUCUUAUGUUUGCAUUUGUAUCAUAUUCUUGCAGUAAAAAUGACUUUCUUGUCUUCUUCA